GCGCACUGCAAAAGGGGCGUGGCUAGCGGUUAUGGCUACGCUUUGUGGUGCAAUGAAUAGAAUAGGCUUGCUGACUUAGCAUAACUGUAGCUUAGCAUAGCCGAACACAGCGGAUUUGACAGCUGGGAGAAACCGGAAUUCGCUUCACCGCACACGGCUUGACUCAUGGCGAAAGUAAACGGCGGGGCGGCCGGCUGCAGGGCUAUCGUAAUGGCCGGCCAGUUUCUGUCAAAACCGGCGCCGCAACAGAACACAAGCCAGCGGAAACUCGCCAAAAUUCAGCGGCGCAUGCUGUCAGUCACCCCCGCCGUCCAGGUGAACAAGACUCCCGUGCAGUCGCAGCUCGACGCGGCGAACUUCCUCCCGCUGUCGGAGCGCGGUGUGUGGUCCAACCGCACGCUGGUCUACCGGGAUGUGAAAGCAUUUCUCAAUGAAGUCGGCGGCGACCCGCGGGAAGCCCGCUACUGGCUGACGCGGUUUCAGCGAGCUCAAGUGUGUAAAGCGCCUGCUUUCGCCGUUCUGGAGGUCGACCCAUCAGUGUUUAAGAGCUAUGAGAUGGUGCAGAGCCUGGCGUUUGGCUUGUCUUUCCUGCAGCGCAUGGAUAUGAAGACCGUGGUGGUAAUGGGGCUUCCUCCUGAGCUGAUGAAAGAAAACUGUGUACCAGAUGGACCGGUUUCCUCUGACUUCAGGACUGUACUGAUUAAAUAUUGCCAAGCUCUUGCUGAGAUCUUGUAUCAAAGCUCAGCCAGCGUCAUUCCUUUCUUUAGUGCAGAGUCAAUGCUGCGACUUCAGGAGUCUCAGCACUGCAGCAGUGGUCCUGCUUCCAUCAUGGUAGAUACAACUCUGCUUCAGUGGAGUCUGGACUGCGGUGCCAUUCCCCUGGUGUGCCCUGUGGGCUGUGAUGCAACCGGCUGCUCCAUUCUCCUCAAUUCCGUCGACGUCACUGUAGCCAUCUCUCGAGCACUCCAGCCCCUCAAAGUCAUGUUCCUGAACAGCUGGGGGGGCCUCCGGAACCAGAACCAAAAGGUGCUGGGUACUGUGUCUCUGCCAUGUGACCUGCCGCUGUUGUCCUCAGCGGAGUGGCUGUGCGUGUUGGAGCGCAGGCAGGUCGGUGCCAUAGCUCACCUCCUCAACCAUCUCUCUCCAGAGAGCUCAGCAGUCAUCACUUCAGCAAACACACUGCUCACCGAACUCUUUAGUCAUAAAGGUUCUGGCACCAUGUUCAAAAAUGGAGAUCCUAUUCACAAGUACAGCAGCCUUGAGGGCCUAGACGUGGACCGUCUCCAGGCUCUGAUUAACAAAUCUUUUGGGAAGACACUAAAGGAAGACUACAUCAGCUCUCUUAAGGACCGACUUCAUUCCAUCUAUCUGUCAGAAGGGUACAGCGCAGCAGCCAUCAUCACCUCUGAGGCGGUCAGCAGUGGAAUUCUGUAUCUGGAUAAAUUCGUGGUGAGUGACAGUAAACAGGGUCAAGGCACCAGCCAGAUCCUCUGGGAGUGUAUUCGAGAGGACCUAGGCAAGCUCUUCUGGAGAUCCCGUGCGAGCAAUCAUAUCAACCCUUGGUACUUCAAGCACUGUGACGGCAGCUUCGUCAACGGCAGCUGGAUUGUGUUCUGGUUUGGCCUGUCGGAUAUCCGUGAAUCAUAUGAGCUGGUCGAGUAUGUUAAGCAACUCCCAGACUCAUUCUGCCAAAACUCGGAGAGUGAAGCAUCUAUCCAGCAGGCGCCCGCUGGGUCUUAAACACCCCUAGUGCAUUUUACAUGCUGGAUUUCAGCAUCGGCAUGCCCAUGUGCCUUUCACACGACACCGGUGGAUGCCAUUAUUUUUAUAGCUUGGGGUUGUGAGAGUAGCUUCCUACUUGUUUGCUAGUUUUCAUUCUCAUUUGAUUUUUAGAUGAAGUUAAUCCAUUCUCUCAGUCCUGCUGUUACAGGACGUUCAGCUGGAAAUACGAAGCUUUAAAAUUCCUUAAAAACGUUUACAGUAUAAGCUCAAGCAGAUAGUGUCAGUGUUACGCUGUAGAACUGUUCAUUUAUGGAUUAUGAAACAGUCAAGGCAGCCAAUUAUGAUACAUUAUUGAUGGCUAUUACGUAGGUUCGAAAGUCACUUCAAUCACUAAUUCGGUCAACAACACUACGGAGUCUUAUACAGGCUUGUCAGUAAUGUAAAUCUGUGAUUUACAAAGCAUCAACGUAAAAUGAGUUUAUAAUUCGGGGUUGGGAAACUUUUUAUUCAGUAGGUUUACUGUACUAUAAGCCUGACUGUAUUGUGAUGCAUGACUAUCCUAAAUGUUACACGUGUCGACAUUUCUCUACGUUUUUCUGAAACUGGAGAUAAUCAAGGACUAUUUGCAAGUACCAUCAAGUCAUGAAACAGAACAUCAGAUUUGAUUUGGGGAUUUUAUCUAGACCCUAAGACACUGAAACUAGUACUCGAUAAGCUGGUUUUCUAGCAUGUAUUUAAGUUAUUCCAUGAAAUCGAGUCGGACGUGAGCUGAUCGCUGACGAGGCUCGUUGCGCAGAGUCGGCUAUAAGCCAUGUACAAGAAGAUUGAGUGGAAUAACUCUUUUAUUCUAUCCACAUUCACUGGAUUUUUGAAAAACGGCACUUUUAUUUUUUGCAAAUUCGAUAAAUUUAAAUACUUUUUACAAAACGUCCGACAAAAUGAUUUCUGCUUAGAAUGUAAACAAGCGGGCGAAAUCUCAUCUCAUUAUCUCUAGCUGCUUUAUCCUUCUACAGGGUCGCAGGCAAGCUGGAGCCUAUC
This is a messenger RNA of Neoarius graeffei (lesser salmon catfish), 2760 nucleotides long. It is a transcript of the gene nags, whose product is annotated as N-acetylglutamate synthase. The transcript has 8 exons. Lineage: Eukaryota; Metazoa; Chordata; Actinopteri; Siluriformes; Ariidae. Gene Ontology annotation, biological process: L-arginine biosynthetic process. Gene Ontology annotation, cellular component: mitochondrial matrix. The coding region runs from base 166 to 1740 and encodes 524 amino acids. Gene Ontology annotation, molecular function: arginine binding; L-glutamate N-acetyltransferase activity, acting on acetyl-CoA as donor. The record is from RefSeq and is a predicted model, not a curated record.